Messenger RNA from Selaginella moellendorffii, 1140 nucleotides. Its product is annotated as solute carrier family 25 member 44. The coding region runs from base 4 to 984 and encodes 326 amino acids. Gene Ontology annotation, biological process: transmembrane transport. NCBI's taxonomy places the organism in Eukaryota, Viridiplantae, Streptophyta, Lycopodiopsida, Selaginellales, Selaginellaceae. The record is from RefSeq and is a predicted model, not a curated record. The transcript has 6 exons.
UCUAUGGCAACGAUGGCCGCGCAGCAAAAGCCGGGAGUGCCGCAAGCGGAGAUCAACUGGGACAGGCUUGACAAAACCAAAUUCUAUCUGGUAGGGGCAGGCCUCUUCUCGGGCGUGUCGGCGGCGCUCUAUCCAAUCACCGUCGUCAAGACGAGAAUGCAAGUGGCGCGAGGGGAGGCGGUGAAUAUGAAAGCUCCUGCCAUUGUGAGAUCGAUUCUUAGCACGGAUGGAGUGAGAGGACUCUACCGGGGAUUUGGAACCGUCGUUGCCGGUACUGUUCCCAGUAGAGUGGUGUUCUUGACAACUCUCGAGACGACCAAGAUCGCGGCGCUUAACCUCACGUCCAAGCUCAACUUUCCAGACACCACCGCCGCCGCCAUCGCGAAUGGAGCUGCUGGCUUUCUCUCCUCAGUCGUCUCCCAGUUCAUCUUCGUCCCGCUCGAUGUGGUGAGCCAAAGAUUGAUGGUUCAAGGGACUCCAGGAUCAACCAAGUACGCGGGUGGCAUCGAUGCUGUUCGCCAGAUUGUCAAGGCCGAUGGCAUCCGGGGACUUUACAGAGGCUUUGGUAUGUCGGUCAUCACGUACUCUCCAACAAGCGGUGUGUGGUGGGCUUCUUACGGCACCAGCCAGCGCGUGUUUUGGAGAGCUCUCGGCUACACAGAAGAAACUCACAAGAUCCCGAGCCAGAGCGAGAUGGUUUUGGUGCAAGCUGCUGGUGGCCUGGUGGCUGCUGCGUGUGCUUCAGCGCUUACUGCGCCAUUUGACACUAUAAAAACACGUCUCCAGGUUCUGAGUAGCGAAGGAAAUCCCACAGUCGUAGGAACUGCGAGACAACUUCUACAAGAUGAUGGCUGGAAGGGACUUUACAGAGGCCUCGUGCCGCGGUUCCUGAGCAUGACUCUGUGGGGAUCAGCGAUGAUCAUCUCUUACGAGUACUUGAAGAGACUGUCGGUGAAAAAGGACGAUCCAAUCAUGUCGACGUAACAUCGCGACGAAGAAUUGCUUUGCGAAGAGAUUAACCGGUAAUCUUUCGAGAUUUUUUUUAAUUUUCUUUUGGCUCGAGGGACAAACCAUAACUAUAGCUUGGUCAGUUUUUUCGAGAGAACUGAAUCAAUGGAAUAAAAUUCUCGUAUGUUUCCA